Folsomia candida is the source of this 10756-nucleotide messenger RNA. Its product is annotated as Krueppel-like factor 6. The record is from RefSeq and is a predicted model, not a curated record. Lineage: Eukaryota; Metazoa; Arthropoda; Collembola; Entomobryomorpha; Isotomidae. Gene Ontology annotation, molecular function: RNA polymerase II cis-regulatory region sequence-specific DNA binding; DNA-binding transcription factor activity, RNA polymerase II-specific. Bases 3735 to 4661 code for a protein of 308 amino acids. The transcript is spliced from 7 exons. Gene Ontology annotation, biological process: regulation of transcription by RNA polymerase II.
UCUCGUCAGUUCAGUUUGAGUCUCAACUGACUCACGAACCCCACACGAUUCCUCCUCUGCUAAUAAGAGAGCAACGCCAAGCAAACUGCUAGAAUUGUGCCGGUUGUAAGUGAAAGCGCUUUGCCGGAUUUUUACCAUCAGACUUCCCCUGUCCGACCCGUGCUUUCUCCAACAAUUUGUUCACGGAAUUCCACCAAAGCAGCCGCUGUUCUGCUGUGUAACACGUAAUUGCGGACCAACCCGGCUAACUGCAUCUGCAUAAUAAUAACGCAGGGUGCUGCACAUGAAUAUUAAUAACAAGUUGAGACAGACAAGUGAGUGAGUGAGUGAGCUGCAGUCUAAAUAUUGAUGAUACCGAUACACCUCUCUCUCUCCUCGUCCAAGGUAGAAAUAAAUAAAAGCCUUUGAACUUGGCUAAAGUGGAUCGCACAGGAUAAAAGUUCUCUCAUUCUGUGCAUACGAGUAAAUUCCAAUGAAAAGGAAAUCGUGCUGACACAUACAUCCACUUUUCAGUGUUUCGUUCAGUGGAUGAUAUCAUGACACGAAUGCGUAAAUGAGUACUUGAACCAUUCAAUAAUUGAUAACACAAAUGGAAGCAUAGUUCUGCUACAUACAUGCAUACAUAACUAUUAUUUAAUGACAAGUUGAACAGUCGGUGAUGAUUAGCAACAUUUGACAUUACGGCAUGAAGUAAUAAUAAUAAUAAUUGCCAUAUGCAUUACUAUACGCCUAAAACCUACAUGUAUUUACUUUUCUGUAAUACUUGACUCAUUAGAGUUUGAAGAAAAUAUAAAAGUCACGUGCUGGGAAUGGAAGUUUGAAUGUGUGCGAUUAUUACGAUUCAAGUUGAGCUUCACUAUGCAAUUGAGUCAGUCAGAUCGAGUUCCUUCACCAAACCAACUGAAUAAGGGCAGAAAAUGAAUGAGCAGUAGAGCCAAGUAGUGAUAUGAUACAUAUGAUACCAUAGUUGACUAGUUGUUGUUGGUGGUAAUAAGGUCUGCAAAAGUACAAUCAAUGUGGUGUAGUGUAUCGAUUUAAAUGGCAAAUUGCCUAACGUCGUAUAUAUAAUAAGCACGGGCCAAUUCUCACGAGUGUUAUAUUACUCUCCAACUAAUACAAUCAGACCGUCAGUCAGUCGCAUAUGUACAUUGUUCAUAGUUUAUCUACUACAUACAUACUUGGUUAUCACGGCUGCAACAAACGACCGUACAUAAGAGCGUCAUAAUUUACUCGUAGCUAAAAUGCAAUUCAACUGCAUUUGUAUUUGAGCUGGUUCGAACGAAUGUGUGAAAACUAAUUAGUCAUCAUCAUUCAUCGUGUGCUCUACCAUAAACGACCAUCUACAUACUACCAUUACUGCCGCAGAAGAGUACCUAUUUACAUAGUGGAAAAAUUCUUGAGUUUAUCAUCGCUGUGUUGUUCGUUCCCAAUUCUGUUUAUUCCGUCAUCAUCAUCGUCGUCACAUUAUAUCCUUGUGAGUAAUACGAGUGAAUGAAUUUGGGUUUUGAGCCAGUUUAAAUACGGUUAAAGAAGAAAACAACAUCCUUAAGAAAGCAGCUUACUUCUUAAACACCACAAGUCAACCACAAGUCUCAGGCUCCAAAAAGCUGUCAUAAUCAAUACAGUCCAAUCCUCCUCCAAGACAGCAGACCUUCUCAUCCAUCCAAUAACAGUUGACAGCUGCAGCAGUGGUAAUGUCUUGACUUCCAAUUCUGCUGGAUUGUUCUCUUCUCUGGGAUAAUAAUCAUAAUGAGGAGAACUAGUCAUCCUAAAGCGGAGUGAAGCGUGUCCAGAUGAUACUUGAUAUUUCUUAAACCUAAUCAAGACCGUACUGGAGUCUGUCAUCAGUGAAAAUACCCUUUCUCUCACCCACUAAAAUCUUGGUUGUCUGUUGCUCUCCACAAUGUGCUUGUGAAGUAACGUACAUAGCGUGGGUAAAAAAAGUUUGCAAAAAUUUGCGACUCUUCAAAAAUUUUCCAAAUUCAGUCUAAAUUUAACACGACUGCAAUACCAAAGCUGCAUAAAUAGAAACUCCCCAUCAAUUCAGAACAGACAUUGAAAUCUGUUUGAGAAGAUCGUAGUCAAAUUCUCAACCCGAUCAAUCCAUUUUUGGACGGGAUCAUGUGCUGCCGGUUACCGGUACUCCUUGCACGUUUACUCCUUUGAUGACGAUCUGAUGCAGCAAAGAUUGAUUUCUACAUCCGCUACGAAAGUGGAAUUUUCUGUGCAUUUUUUGCUCUGAUUGACGAGGAUGUGGAUGAGGUGUAGAAGACAAACUCAUCAAAAAUCAGAACCAUCUUAACACCAACGGCCGUGUUCACCAUAAAAUCUUUGUGUGUGUGAGUGUGCUGUGUGCAUCAGACAGUUUUUGGACGUAAUAUUUUUGAGAUUGUAAGAAAUUUGUGUGAUUUCUUGGUAAUAGCAACAGCAGACUUUGAAUCCAGGCUGACAGAAUGCCAAAUUGGAUGUAUGCAUGAUAGUGCAUAUACACCGAAAGCCCCGUGAUCAUGAAUAAAUGAUUGCAAGAUUCGCUGAGCACACGUGAAACAUUUUAAUUUUUGAAAAUCAAUACAAGCACUAUUCUGCUGCUCCCGGCGAAUCCACGCCAGUGUUCAUAAACUCAUUGUAAUAGCGUACAUAUAUCUGGAAGCGUAGAAGACGUGAGAAGAAGAAGGAGAGAAGAGAAUUGCAUAAUCAGCCAUAAAAGUUAAAGACUAUCUCUCAUCGCAAGAUCCACUUCUUACUACGAACGACGACGACUACUACUACUACAAACCUUCUUGCUGACUUCAUCAUCCUCCGUCUAACUAAAUACUUCAUACGGAAUCUGUACAACCUCAUCACCACCACCCACACAUAGCCCAGACGAGAGUUUGCAUUUAAAUUUCAAAGUUUGGAGAGAUUACAAAGCCAACUUAUUAUCUCGAAAAUAAAUCCAGGGACAGAUACCACACCACACUUAUUCCUUGCUUACUCGAGUGUUGCUGUAUUAAUGCCUGCUCUGCAUUAUCACCAUCGUCGUGGUGUUUAAUUUGCGAUACAUGUGUAAUCGUCCUGAUGAUGGUGAUUGUAAACCUGAAUGCAUAAACUUGAAGGUGGAAAAGUUGCACAGCUCUAUCUCAUCUCUCUCUCUCUCCGAUUUAUGAGUUGGAAGUGAGUAGUAAGUGCUCAGAGCGGAACACAACAAUACAAUAUUUACUUACUCCCAUCAUCAAAAGUUGGAGAGGCUGCAAAUAAAUUCAGCACAGAAGAAUAGUCUCGUCAAGUGGCUCAAGUGUGCUAAUUGACAUACAACUGCAAUCAAGUCCGGAAUUUGCCAUAUACACACACGGAUCGGAUAUAUAUACGUAUACAUAAAUGUGUUAACCAAAAUCUGUACACACACACGACUGGAACUAAAUUAUGCACCUCUGCCUUUUGAGAGAUAACCUUCAAGACGUCUCUGGUUUGAUUUGACUAGACCAGAUUGAUUGUUAUUCAUCGCCAGCCAGGAUAAACUGGGGUUAUCGUAGACCAGAAGAAAAUAUUAGUUGCGUAUACACAUUCUAAAUAUAUACGUAUUUACAUAUACACGCCUUUCAGUGUAUUCAAAAUCUCCAGUUCAACAACUCUUCGUCAUAAAACCAAUUAAAUCUCAUUGUGAUCGUUUCACUGCCCAGUUGCGACAACCAAGCUAGAAAAUAGUUAGUGGUCCAUAGUUUGAAAAUAGGACAAGGAUCCAGUUCUCCAUCAAAAUGGAUAUAUUACCAAGUGUGGGGAUCCUGUAUGAGCUGCAAGCAAUUCAUGAUACUGGAUAUUUGUUGUCUCAAGCUUCUCUAGAAGAUGGAUAUAUUCAGGCCUGUUACGAACUUGAGCGUUGUCUGAAGGAAGAUCCAUAUCCAAGAUGUCGUCAUUCAAAUCCGUCCUUAGCCGACUGCGGCAAAGAGACGUCAAACUCCGUCCGCAACUCCAUGUCUUCGUCGUCCCCCAGUAAGCUGAGUGACGAGGAGGACGUGCCCCUGAGGGUCACAGACUCCCCAACGGACUUCCUCCAGAGGGGCCUCCUCGACUUUAGCGACAGUAAUGACUCGUUGGACGUUCUCAGCUCCGGCUGUUCCUCACCUUCCACCAACGAGCUAACGGACGUGGACGCCGAUGUGAUCAUAAAUGGCGGCGUCAUGCUUCAUUCCGUGCGACGGAACAAACGAUUCUCAGAACCCACCUUGUUGUUCCAUCGACCCCCUGCACUGAUUCUAGCCUCCAGUACUAGUAAUAUUAUUAGUAGCACUAGCAGUGUGAGCAGUAGUAGCAGUAGUAGUAGUUCCAGCGUUAGUUCGACAGGUAGCAAUAAGUCGUUAUCAUCAAUAUCAAGAGUCAAAAUUAGUAGCAAACCGGAAGACUGUUCAGAGAAGCGCAGAAAUCACCGAUGCAUGUACCCUGGUUGCAAGAAGAUGUACACAAAGAGCUCACAUCUCAAAGCUCAUGAAAGAACUCACACAGGAGAAAAACCCUACGCUUGCAAGUGGUCUGGGUGUUCAUGGAGGUUUGCGAGGAGUGAUGAGUUGACACGACACUACCGGAAGCACACAGGAGCUAAACCAUUCAAAUGCCCAGAUAUUUCUUGCGCCAGAUGUUUCUCAAGAUCGGAUCACUUGGCAUUACAUAUGAAACGACAUCAAUGAUGUAAAUUUUCGCCUAAGCAAAACAUUCUGGUCAAUUCAUUGUUCUCAUCAUCAUCAUCCGACGCAACGUGGACCAGUCGCCACAAGAUUGAAGAACUUUGUCCUAGUUACACUUAUAAACGUAGUAAUUUUUUUAAUUCGAGGCAUUACCCACUGGGUACCAUUACCUACCACGCCGCGGAACUAAGCAGUGGCGUCUGUGUAGCAAAGUACUCUCAGCCUUGAAGAACUGAUGAGAAGUUCGCCAAACAAGUCAAAACGUCUUCUUGAAUUUUCCAUUCCAGAAUAGAAAGUCCAUGUAGUUCAAGUUCAAUGUAUUGUAUCGUAAGAGUAGGAAAAGGAGGAGGCUUCAGAAGAAAACGGUGGUGGGUGGUUCUCAAGAAAACCAUAUUGUUCUGUUCAAGUGCGUCAAGCAAAUCAAUGGAGGAGGCAAAAAAAACGACAUCAAUUACAAUACUUCUUGCCUUCCAAUAUCUGCACCAGUAGUACUGAAUUCUAGACUAGAAUAUUUAUUAUGCAGAACUUCAAUCAAAGUCAAAUGCUUACAAAUAAUGAUUCUUUUUGCGUAGACAAUUUUUUUAUUAUACAUCCUGAGACUACACUCGUCAACUUUUAGCCGGCUUUUAAGAUUUAGAAAGGAUAGACAAAUAUUAUCAUUAAUUUACUUGUGCAAUGUUUGUUUGGUCGGUUUUGGUUUUGUUUCUGAAACUCUAAAUUGGUUCCUACAAACACCUUUCUCAUUCCGUUGUGACUUAAAUGCUGACUAUUUAUCAUACUUUAAAAUAAAUCACCAGGACUUAUUUUUGAACAUGUUUUAGUUAAAUCCUUGAUUUCAUUUAUUUUUAUUGUUUGCUAUCUCGUUAAAAUUAAAAUUUUCCCCAUACGAAAUAUUACAACCAUGCUUAUUUCGUAUGCAUAUCUAUAUGCAUGACAUAAAUUAUCAACAUCAUCAGUUGCAUCUAUUUCGUUUGGGUUUUCAACGACUAAAUCAUAAUGUAUUAAAAUUAUGUACAUCACUUCAGACAUCGGUUUUUUCAACCAUCGUGAAUGUCCAACGGGUAAGUAGUCUGAAAAAAAAUACUCCAAAGUCUGCAAACCCUGGUGAACACGCCUAGUUUAAAAUCACACAAUAAUUCCGUGAUCCGAAACCGAUGCGCCUGAUACCUUCGUUUCAAAUACAACACGGCACUCCAUUUCUGGUAUGAAUACAUUUAUUAUUUAUUUCUAAAUGUACCAUUGCAUACGUCAGUAAAUGCGCCCGACAAUGAGCGAAAAAUAACUAACUCCGAAGUGAUCUUGCAUCUUUUGUUGUUUUUCAUAUACAUAUACGCUUUUAUAGAAAAUAUAAAUUUGACUUAUGAAAUUCAACCUAACCAAAAUUUUUUAAAUUGUGCCCAUGUUUUACGAUCUUUUCUUAAAUUUAUAAAUUUACUAGUUCAUUGUAAAAAUUAAACCAAACAAGUCAUUUUACUAAAUAUAUGAUUCUAAUUCAUUAUUUGGAACGUUUGAAAAGUUUACCAGGGCAGUCAGGGCGUGCCCCAUAUUUCGCAGAUAGCUUAUCCAAUACGCUAUCCAAAAUCCGAGUGGUUUAUCUGUACAUGCCAUAGCAAAAAUUUCUUGGGCGAGCUCAGUUUGCUUUUACGUCUUCCCCAUCUUUUGUAAAUACACACAUUUAAGGGGUAAGAUUCCCAAGUGUGAGGCUAAUGGGAGUCUUACGUUAGUAAAUAGAAAGAUGUGCACAAUAUUGUUCACCACAGAACAGAGGAAGAACAGAGCGGAAGAUGACAGAAGAAGUGGCUUCAGGGCUGAACAAAUUAGCAAUCACUGCUAACAAACAGAAUGUUCAACAUAAUGCUUCUCAUGCAUCAUUUAAGCUUAUAAUUUUACUGGCGAUAUUCUACGACUACAUACAAAUAUGCAAAUAAAUAUAUAAAUACCUAACAGACAUGCUGAGAUUUAUGCAAGAAAAGACUUUUCUGCGUUCUACAUACUGGCUCUUCUCUGGUUAACAAAUUGAAAAUAAGGGUUACUGAAACUCUUGCCAAUCCUACUUAUUUCACUGCCAUUCGUAAAUAUAUAUGUAAUACUACGCUGAGAAACAGUAUCGUAGCUUAACAAAUAAAUUUUAGCUUAUUCAUCAAAAUAGGAAUUUCAUAACGUUUCAGGUCUGCGUAGUCAAGUUAUUGGUAUUAAACUACGAAUUUUGACAAAAUAACAAUAACUAAAAUUUUUAUUAUGUAACAUGAGUCCUUACUUCGUUUCCAAUAAACUUUCCCAUGUUAAGUCUUUCAAGUAAUUUCAACGGCAUGUUUUGUCAAUUAGGUUUGGUUAACUAUGUAUGCGAAAACAAAUGAAAUUGCUACUAUGGACUUAUGUAUUAACAUGGACGAAUUGAACAACACACUUACUUGCAACCAACAUAUUUAUUUCAUGUUGGGUUUCUUCUUUGAUGAAACAGCAGAAAUAUUACACGUGAAUUGUAUAUCUGACAAGUUGUGCAUAAAUGUAGAACGGUGCUUUUAUAUUAAAAAAUGUGUAUGUGCAAGUUUGCUAAAGUGUGUUUGUAUUUUUUGAUUGGGCUUAAAUUAUGUAUAAAAUUAUAAAAAGGACUAUCAUGUAUUAUGCAGCCACUUAUCUACUUGUUACUGCAUAGACGCCAUUCAUUUAUAAAAUUAUUCACCGAAAUUGCGAGAACAAUUAGUUUAGGUAACACAUUUUUGAAAGAUGAGACGACAAAAAUUGAUAAUCAGUCCUCAACAAAUCAGUCAUUACAUAAAUAAUUAAUGCAUAUAUGUAUGUACGUGUAUAGUUAGGUUAUAACCAUCAUAGUUUCUCCAAAUUCCUAGUGCUUAGGUGUAUAUCUGUCUCGUAAAUUGAAAGUACAUAGUUUUAAUGAUACUGGAAAUAUUCAAUCAACUGAAUUUAUAAUAAGGGCACGAGCGUUGUUAUUGUGAUUCGCAGCUAUACUUUAAUCAAAUUAUUGGCGAAUGGUAUCAUUUUUUAAAUUGAUUUCCUAUUCGGUAGUGUCCUACAAAACAAAAUGCUUAAUGGGUUUGGUUGGAUGUAAAAAAAAGUGUGCAUGCAUAUACUAGUAAAUAAUAUAAUUAUGCUGAGUGUCACUUUUUGUGCCAAUAUUUCUUGAAAGACAUGCCUCAGAUAUUUCUAUAUAUGUACGGUCAAUGAAGUUGAUGCUGGAUAUGCUGCACGGUUCCAACACCAUUGGUCUGAUCUCGACAUAAGGUGUCGGUGUGAAAGUUGGAGAAAUGCUCCUUACUAAAAGAGAUAACAAUUAGAUAAGUCUCGAGUAACAUAUGGAAACUUAUGCAAUGAUCUCUGAGACUCAGAAUUUGAAAAUAUAUAAAAAUAUCAGAGGCUUAUGUGUAUAAUGAAAUUUUGACAAAAAUAGGGUUGACUAAAAUUUACUCCCACCUUUGACCAUUAGGGAAUUUUUAAAUCCCAUGAUUUCAUAGUCCAGAUCAUACCCUUUGUCGCUUGCACUUAUAAAUUUAGAGCUCAGAGUUUAUUUUUCUAUUCAUGAUAUCGACCGUUGAACGAAUUUCUUAUUUUUGAAUCAUCCCUUUGAAUAUUUCGUGAACUUUUAGACGGAUUUUUAGAAGUAAUAAUAUGUGAUUUCCGGUAACAUUUAUUGGUGAUGAGACAAUCCACUUUAUACUUUGUUGCCAUUUGCCGGUUCGCUUAGCCAGAACCACUAAACGUACCAUUGUAUUGAUCUCAAAAAGCAUAUCCGCAUUGACUUUCUACAUUACGUGAAGAAAACCUUAUCCCAUUUUUUUGGUGGCCUAUUGGCUCUAGACAAUCUUUAUUUAGCUAAUAUCAAAUUACAUAUAAUAACAGUAUAACCUUUAUUGUCAGUACUAUCAGGCGUAAGCGCUUCUAUUCAGUGUAAUUGGUAAAAGUAAAAGGUUAAGAGUAGAGAGAUUAUUAGGAUGGAAAGCUGGCAGUAAAAUAUGCUCCCAACAAAUGUAUGUAGCGUAUGUGCAAACAGUACCCCAUUGUCCAACAAUGCUUCAAAUUAAUGUAGGUACUAGCAUUAUGAAAUGACGAGCAGAACAUUAUUCUCUGUUCAGGACCGAUGCAGUUCUUUCAGAAAAAAUCGCACUUUAGUUUGGAGUAUCAAACCGAAUUCACAAUUCUCAUAAAAUUAUUAUUAUUGCUAUGCAUAAUUUGAAUCAUAUCAACCUUUUAGAAUGGACAAUUUUUUAAAGCAAGUUGGCAUUUUUUUAGUUCUCAAAGAGCAUUCUAAAUCCUUCGAUAAAAUUUAUGCAGGUCUAAUCUAGGAUGCUUUCUUUGGUGACACUGUAAUUUGAUUCAUCCUGUAUUGAUACAUGCUUUAAUUGUUCGGUUAGUAUACUCGAAACCAGGAUACAUAUGUAAUUUGUGCAGUGGCAUUCCAGGUUAGUUUUAUGACUUUGUUAUCUCAUUUUUUUACCAAGAUUUUCUCAGUUUAUAAUUAUCUGCAUGUUCAGUUAUUGGAAAUAGCUGGUGACAAGAAUAGGAUAUUCUUGUUAUGAUAUAUAGGAUUUAAUUAAGUAAGGUAUGGUCGGUACUAAAUUAAUUAGAAUUUAGCAAAGAAGUACAUGGUGUCGACAAAAGUUGUCUGAAACUUAUUUGUUCUAAUAACCGGAAAAGUUAAUAACUUACAUAAAUAAAUGAAUACAUGUAGUUUGUUUUUUGUUGAUUGCGAAAUUGCGACAUCGUUGGCUUGUGUCAAGUGGGCCUGAUGCUGAUGAAUGGUGCUUGAACAAAAUUAUAUUUUUCUUGGAAAUCCUUAGAAGUGUAGAAAGCAAAAUCUUACCUGGUAUAUUACGCGACGACCUUUUAUUAGAUUACUGAAUACGGUUGAUCCGACAUACGUUAUUCGCAUUAUAAUUAUUCUUUAAGCAUGUGAGUUGUAGUAGAUAUAAAUAUUCGAUUCUUGAAACCACAAUUCGAAAAAUAUUACAAAAUGUGGUUGAAAACCUAUGUAGUAAAAUCUAAAAAACCAUUUGAAUAGUCUAACUAAAUCGUUCAACCUGGCAAUCGCUUCGUCGUCUUGUACGUACGUACCAAUUUGUCGAAUAGUGAAAAAUUUGUUUUGCAGUUUUAUGUAUGUUUUGAAUGCGCAAAUGAGAAGAUCAUUCUGCAGAUUUGGUCUCUCAUUUGCAGCAAAUUAAAUAAUAAUAGUGUUCAAGUGACGCAUAGUUUCGACUAGAACCCUCAUGUUCAGAUACAUAUGCAGUGAAUAAAAGUGUGUUCGGCAUAAAUUAAAAAAAUAGUAUGUAUGAUUAAGUGAUUAACUAAAUAGGAUAAUUAAGUGGUCUGCAUUGAGUUGUACUUUAAAGAAAGUGCAAUUUUCAUUAAUUUAAAGUUUGAAAAAUCGGGAAAAUUUUAUUGGCAUGUAAGAGUUAGAGAAAAAAUAAAAUGUGUGAAUUUUAAAAAUAAUUAGUGUGUUGCUGUACUCAGUGCUAAAUUGAUAUAUGUAAUUCCGAGUGAAAUCCUUACAAAACUUUUGCGUGGAUUUUCUCAUACUAUGAAUACUUAAUAGCAUUUAAUAAUGUGUACCUUACUAGAGACAUCCAAUUGCUAUUUGUGGCAAGGAGUGAGUUAAGUCCUACUGAUAUAUUUGUCGAUUCUAAUUGUUGAAUUUUGGAUCACUAGCGUGUUGGUUGGUUGUUUGAAUGACGGAUGAUUAAUGCUGUUACGUGUUACUGAAUUCUGCUUGUUAUGCAACUGCAAUAAUAACUUUUUUAAAUUAUUGAUACAACAUCGACGAUGGACAUCGGAAAUUGAAAGAAAGAAUGAUUUCUAUGUGUGUAAGAAGUUCCGAUGAGUAAUCAAUAUCUCAAGUCAUACUUCCGACUGUUGUUUUAUAACAUAGAGUGCCCAAAAUCUAACCAAGAAGAACGUUUUUCAUUGUCAUUAAUUAAAAGUUAACUUACGCCGUAGUUUUUGUAAAACCAAGCAGUAUUGUUUUCCACGUAAUAUUAUUGUUUCAUAUUUACUUUCUCAGAUAGCCGUAGUUUAACCUAAGGACAAAUUGCAUUGAGUCAUGUUGUCUUCAAAGUAGUCAAUAAAGUAAAAAAUAAUGCAGUUAA